UCUGAAGAUGCAAGUAAACUGAAGCCUUAUAUAGGGUGUUAUGUGGCCCUAGAUGCAGAAAAUGAGCUGCUGAAACCUGCCAUCUAUUCUGAUAAUCGGAAGUUGCAUGCUAAGAUGGGCAUGAACCACCCCCAACUCACUGCAAUGCUUUGCCCCAUUAGACACCUUGCAGCCUACCAUGAGAAUCCCCAAAAAGUACAAGAACAGCUGCAAAAUGGUCAGGUCAAGAUGCAUGCAGCUGUGUGGCCCACAUUCACAUAUGAGGGCAACUUACCUGGACAAGAUUUCGAUCCACUCAACAUGCAGGAUGGCCUUUUCAAAGGUUAU
Suillus subaureus is the source of this 327-nucleotide messenger RNA. RefSeq lists its product as uncharacterized. Lineage: Eukaryota; Fungi; Basidiomycota; Agaricomycetes; Boletales; Suillaceae. The record is from RefSeq and is a predicted model, not a curated record. The transcript is spliced from 2 exons. The annotation marks the transcript as partial.